This is a messenger RNA of Brassicogethes aeneus, 3892 nucleotides long. The record is from the annotation of a GenBank genome assembly. Lineage: Eukaryota; Metazoa; Arthropoda; Insecta; Coleoptera; Nitidulidae.
GUUAAAUUUAUGUUGCACAAACGUAAAGAGUUCAAAGUAGUCUCAUAAAUUUCUUGGGUGGAUUUUGGAUAUCUUGGAGCGUGGCUUAAAGCAUUUAAAAAAGCCAUAUAUCAUUGGAUCAGAGUGAGCCAGUAAUGGUCCAUGAAAGGUCAAGAUACCAUAAUCCGUAAAUUGCGGUUAAUGAGCAUGCGCACUUUAACGGGGGUUGAAAUCAAUAGAAUUCAAAGUCACGUGUUGAAUUAUCCACGGUUAAAAUGGCCAGUGCCGAGGCAGAAAAACUAUUAGUAUGUGGAAACAACCAUCAACAAAUGUAUGUUGCAUACGAAAUAAUCUGCAAAUACACCGCUUUUGAGCGAAUAGUUUUCUAAAUGUAAAAUCAAUAAGUGCAUCUCCCCCUUGCAAACUCCGGUCACCCCAACGCAUUUAGUGAUUCAAUAAAUUCUUACUUCAACGGUUUUAUACCAAAAAAUUGAAACACAUACGUAUUUAUUGCUAUGUGCUAUAAGUGCUUUACAUUGAUAUUCUACACAAAGACAUUUAUACUAAAUUGUUCUUAAAUAUAAAUUAAUAAAAACAGGUACAAUUUCCAGUGAAAAGCAUGAUUUUAAAAGCUUUACUUAGGUGUAGUAGAUAUUUUUUAUAUAGUCUAGAUUUGUUAAAUGAUUAAAAAAUUGACAGUAUGCCUCAAGAAUCGUCUUCAGCUGACGUCAUCCGAUUGGAACCGAUGGGCAGAUCGAAACAAGCGCAAAACGGCAACUUAAGACAGCAAGGAACCGAGAGCCCUUCACACCACAGAAACAGCCAGACUACCACCAAGAAGUCGCUCUACGAAAAUAAUGGAGUCGCGGCAUGCUCUCACAACAGAGCCCUAUGCAUUGCCACCAUCGUAUUUGCACUCCUAUUCACCAUUGCCAUCAUCAUCGCCUUCACUGGACCUCAGAGCGACUGUUCAUGCGCUGGAGAAAAGCCACCAAACUACGUGGACGAUGAGUGGAACAUGACACGACAAUUUAUCCCGCGUGCCACCAAUGGGCAAAUCUUCCCCUGGAACAAUAUUCGUCUUCCCUCCACAGUAAAACCAACUAGAUACAAUUUGACCAUACAUCCUAACCUCACCACUUUAGAUGUUAGAGGACAAAUAUCAAUAGAAUUUCAAGCUGAAAAAGAAACUCAAUUCAUAGUGUUGCAUAGCAAAAACCUAACAAUCGUAGAUAAGAUAAUACAGGAUAAACGCGGCCAUAAUCUUACCAUAGUCAAAAUGCUAGAAUACCUCGGAGCUCAACAAAUCUACUUAGAAAUUAAGGAGAAAUUUAGAAAACGGCACAAUUAUACAUUAAAAAUGAGAUUUAAUUAUAAGCUAAACAAAGAUUUCGAGGGUUUUUAUAUAUCUAGUUACGUAAACAAGGAAGGGGAAAGGCGCUACUUGGCUACAACCCACUUUGAACCAACCUAUGCCAGAGCGGCUUUCCCAUGUUUCGACGAGCCUCAUUUUAAAGCCAAGUUUAAAAUGACCAUAUUUCGGGAUCGGUUCCAUAUAGCUCUCUUCAACACACCAGUAGUUAAAACAGACGAUCUAGGCUUUUAUAUGGGCACAGGAUUAUUAGUUGAUGACUUCCAGGAAACGGUGGAGAUGAGCACCUACUUGGUAGCCUUCAUUGUUUGCGACUACAAGCAUAUUAGCAAUCAAACUGAGCGGGGUGUUUCUGUAUCAGUUUACACACCCACUCCGUAUAUUUCCCAGGCUUCAUUCGCGUUGACUACUGCCACACAUAUACUUAAUUACUUUGAAGACUUCUUUGGUAUUUCAUAUCCACUUCCGAAGUUAGAUUUAGUCGCAAUUCCUGAUUUUGCCACGGGUGCAAUGGAAAAUUGGGGUUUGAUCACUUACAGAGAAACCGCUAUACUGUACGACCCUCACGAAACCUCUAUCACUGCCCAUCAAUGGGUUGCCACUGUAAUAGCUCACGAAAUAGCUCACCAAUGGUUUGGAAAUUUGGUAACGAUGAAGUGGUGGAACGAUCUAUGGUUAAACGAAGGUUUUGCCAGUUUUCUGGAAUACAUCGGAGUGGAUAGUUUAUUUCCGGAAUGGAAAAUGAUGGAUCAAUUUAUCCGAGACAAAACCCAACCAGCACUAGCUUUAGAUGCUCUUACUAGUAGCCAUCCCAUUUCGGUCAACGUCUACGAUCCGGCCGAAAUUGCGGCUAUUUUUGAUACUAUAUCUUACAGCAAAGGAGCUGCCAUUUUACACAUGCUUAGUAAAUUUUUACCUCCAGAAACUCUUUCUAAUGGCUUAUACGACUAUCUUAUGACUUACAAAUAUAGCAUAGCUGAAACAAAGGAUUUAUGGAAUAUUUUUAGCAGAAACUCCAACCAAUCUCUAGAAGUUAAGUCUAUUAUGGAUACUUGGACGCACCAAAUGGGCUUCCCUCUUGUUACAAUCACCAGAGAAGAAAACGAAAUAAUUGCAUCACAAGAGAGAUUCCUCCUCACCAUAGAAAACGUUAAUAGUUCAGUACGGUCUAAACCAAAAUCGAAGUAUGAUUAUAAGUGGUAUGUUCCGUUGACCUACAUUACCAACAACGAUACUGAAAAUGCUCAGCAAGUAUGGAUGAAUAUGUCUGAUGUUCGCUUCGAGUUAAGUCCUGAAAUUAAAUGGAUUAAAGCAAAUGUCAACCAAACGGGCUUCUAUAGGGUUAUGUAUGACGACGAUAUGUGGCAAAAUUUGAUAAAUUUGCUGAAAAACCACCAUACCGCGCUCAGCGCUGCUGAUAGAGCAAGUUUACUGGACGAUGCAUUUACUCUAUGCAGAGCUGGCCUAUUGAAUGCAAGCGUGCCUUUAGAAAUGAGUUUGUAUUUAUACAAAGAGAGAGAUUACGUACCCUGGGCUACAGCUAUGGACCACUUCCAAUCGUGGGCUAGAAGGCUAUCGGAAAGCUUGUCGUAUAAAAUGUUUUUGAAGUACAUGCGACAACUUUUGACCCCCAUAACCAAUUAUGUUGGAUGGAAGAAUACUGGACCUCACUUGGAGAAGUUGUUGAGGACUGAUAUACUGUCAUCGGCAGUUUUAUGCGAGUUAAACGAUACCAUAUCCCAGGCCAAGCAGCAGUUUUAUAGGUGGAUGCAUAACAAUGAAUCUAUAGAUCCCAAUUUGAAGGAAGUAGUGUACUCGGCAGGCGUGAAAUAUGGCGGCAUUAACGAGUGGCAACAUUGCUGGAAUUUGUAUAAUACGACUAAAAUUCCGAGCGAGAGAAAAUUGCUUUUGAAAGCCCUUGGCGCCGCAUCAGAUCCUUGGUUGUUACAAAGGUAUUUGUUGGAAACUCUGGAUAGGAAUAUGGUUAAGCCCCAGGAUGUUAAAAUAGUGUUGGCGGUGGUAGCGGCUAAUCCGGAAGGUCGGUUGUUAGCUUGGAGACAUCUGAAAGCUUAUUGGCCAACGAUGCACUCACUAUUUGGCAAUGCCACCUUCAUGAUGGGUAGUCUCAUAUCAGCAGUUACUGCACAUUUAUCCACCCCUUAUGAUUAUUACGAAGUGUCGUCCUAUUUUAAUGGAAUGAACGUUGGAUCAGCUACAAGAUCGUUGGAACAAAGCUUGGAAAUAAUAAAGUUGAACAUAAACUGGGUCUCCAAAAAUGAAGAGGACAUAUACACCUGGCUACGUCAUGUAGUUAAAUAAAUUUCCAUAUAUAAACAAAAAAAAUGUGUGUGUUUUUGUUCAUAUCUAUGUAUAAUAUUGUAAUUUGUGUGAUCUAUAAGAUUUUUAUAUUUUUAUAUGUAUAUAUCGACUACCAUUACGUCUAACCUAAAUUUUAUGUUUCUAUUAUUAUUUUUCUACAUCUAUCUAUCUAUCUCUGACAAACCUAAUCUUUGUGCAUUUUUGUAUAAAUGUAAAUUUUAC